Molecule: messenger RNA, 3804 nt
Organism: Rhipicephalus sanguineus (brown dog tick)
Lineage: Eukaryota; Metazoa; Arthropoda; Arachnida; Ixodida; Ixodidae
Exons: 6
Coding region: 409-3804 (1131 amino acids)
Molecular function (GO): protein binding
Source: RefSeq, a predicted model, not a curated record
CGUAGCAGCAGCUGCCGCCUCACGCCUUGGCAGCCGACACGGGUCUCGCUCGCAUUCCCGCAACGGGACACCAGCCGAGCGUUUGGCAGCUCGCAUCGCGCCUUUCGACCAUUGUAGGAACCGUUGCCGCUGCUGCUACCGUGCGACGGCAGCAGGCAGGCGGCGGCCCACCGUCGUCGUCUCGUCCGUGCGGGCCCACGUGGUCGGCGCCGACGUCCUCGACCCCGCGAGCGGCCUCGGGCGGAUGCAUGGCCGUUGCAGCGUGCUCCCACCGGCCGCCGGCGCCCAGGAAGCCCAGACGACGUGCCUCAGUCACGAAGCGUGGAUGGGCGCCGCUGUUCGCCGCUCCCCGCCGUCGUCGGUGUCGUGUGCGAAUCGUGUUGUGACUCGUGUUGUGACGCGGCGACCAUGUGGUGGUGCGAGGCCGCGGGCGGCCGCGACCUGACGCCCCCGUCCGGAUGCCGGUCGGCGGUGCUCAAAGGAGGCGCCCCCUGGGGAUUCCAGCUGCAGGACAGGACGCCUGGAGGACUGCCCGCCGUUGUUGUGUCCCAGGUGGAUCCCGGAGGAAAGGCCGAGACCGAAGGUCGCAUUCGGGUGGGCGACCUGGUGCUAUGCGUGAACGAGGUACCAUGCUCUCGCGCCGAUCAGGCCAGACAGCUGGUGGACAGCGCGUUCAGCACGCUCACGCUGCUCGUUUGGAGAAGGAACGGCGAGUCACCGCCGUCGUCGGGCGGCGGCUCCACCCGGGAGAGCCUCUGGCAGAAGGCCUCCUCGCUGCGCCAGUCGCUGAGGGGUCGCAGCAGCCGCCACGAUGGGACUCCCGGCUCCAGCGGUGGCUCCUCCAACCGGCGUCCGGCCUCGCUCUACCUGGCCGACUCGUCCUCGUCCUCGCGAUGCUCCAAAUCGCGUCAGUCACUGCGCCGCGAGUGGGGCUCCCAGCGGGACCUGUCGCGCGAAAAACGCCAUGCCGCAGCCUCCGCCGCCGCACUGGCGCAUCCCCCGUCGGCCUCCCAACAGCCCCAGCACCAGCAGCAACAGUCGUGCGACGGCGGCUCGGACCACGAGCCGGACACCGCGUGGUCCUCCACCUGGACCCUGCCGGACAGCACGAGCGGAAGCGUGCCUCUGCCACCUAAGCAGCGCUCGCCGCGCAAGUUGACCAAGGACUCCGGUUACGAGACCAGCGGUGGUGGAGGAAAUCACGGAGAGCCCGACUACGUAAACAGGGAGUGGGUGUCCCGCGUGCCCAGUCCGCCGCCAACGACGUCCGGCCAGACGUCGGGCACCGCGUCGGGCCCGCCCAGCAUCGGCCCAACUAGUCCCGUCGGCGCUGGCGGUUCUACGCCCUGGACACCGGGCUCCGGCAAUCCCGGCGCUGGCGCCAGGGACACUUGUCGGGAAACCGGCGAUGACGCUGGAGGUUCGAGGGGCUGCUUCACAACGGGCGAGUCGCUAAGGUCGCCAGGAGGAGGAGGAAACUCACUACCAGCAUCCGGUGACGAUGACGACAUGGUGACGCGACGCUUCAAGAAGGGCACCGUGUACAGCGCUCUGGCCAGCCAGAGCGGCCUGGACUUCUCUCCGGUCGUGCUUCAGGCGACGAGGCCCAGCUGGAGCGAGCGCGCUCAGAUCGGUGGCGCCGAAGACGACUCCAGGGUCCCGCCUCCGCCACCGCCACCGCUGAAGGAGAGGAAGCCUGCGCCGGCGCCCUCGCACGAGAAGUAUCCGUCGUGGCCAGUCACUCCAGCAGCGCCGGCGACGUCGACGGCUUGCCGGUCCAAGUCAUGGACGCAGGAGACAGACUAUCCCAAGGAGAAGUCUCAGGGUUAUGCCAGGCCCAAGAAAAGCUUUAAGAUCUCCACACAGCAGCUACAGCCGGUGCUGGAACGUGCCUGCGAACCAGGAGCGAAGAAGGCGCCGGCAUCGUCUUCCAUUUCAGAAGACAGUGGAGGUGGCGUGUCGAGUGCCAACGACGUAUGUUUCUCGGCCGAGCUUGCAAAGUCGAGUGAAUGCAGCGCGGACGCCUACCUGAGCAAGUACGACGAGUUCCUGAGACAAUACCAACGCUGGAGCGAGGCUCCCUUCCUGCAGAGACUGUACCAGGAAGGCGAGAGGGACGGAUGGCCGCGAGCCACCGAUGCGCCGCAGUUGGGCAGUGAGUCGGCCUGCGACUCGCUCGGCUCCAGCGGUGGCUCCAGCCAGGACACACUCAAGUGGCACGGCUCGUACAGCGACUUGAGCGCCUUCUCGGCGUCUAACGGCUCCUCGCUCUUCGACAGUGGUCACUCGACGUUGCCGGACAGCGGUCGCCUGUCGCCGCAGUCCUCCUGCGAUGGUAGCCUCGCCGAUGGCAGCCAGAGACUCGUAUCGCCCAGCCAAGCGGCAGUGGCGCGCAGUGCACGCGUGCUGCAGCCGAAGCGGCACGAGUCCGAAAGCGUGCUUUACUAUGCGCCCUGCGAGGCACAGCGCAACAAAACGCACCAGUCUUCUCGACCCAGUGAAUGCUCGCGCGUGGCGCAACUAAAGGCCGCCUUCGACCCUCCUUGCUCAAUGACCGCUCACUCUUCAUCCAGCCGGAAAGAACCGCCAAAAAUGUUGUUCCUGGAUCCGGAAAAGAAGCAUCGGGUCUCCGAUCCCGAAUUGAAAGCCAUACAAAAGCAGGCGGUGUUGUCCUUCUACAAACGCCAGACGUCUCAAGACUCCAAGAACUGCGGCCACAGCGGCAGCAGCAGUGGCAGCAGGAACAGGACACUGCCGCGGAUUCCUUCAUCGGCGAAAUGGUCCGCAGCUGUGUCUGAACCUUCCUCGAGUCAGCCGCCAUCUCUGACCACGACGGUCAACUCGGUGACGUCUGCAAAGUCUCCCGAUGCGAAAGAGAAGCCUGAUGCACCCUGGAGAGGCCCGCGGAGCUGGUCGGUACCAGACAUCACGCAGCAACUGAGCGUGGCACCGAAGGCGCCGUGGGGUCCCGUGGUCGCGGCGACGUGCAAGUCGCUCGCAGAGACAUCGAGCAGGCGUUCUUGCGACGGUGCGCCUGUAAGCCGGACUUCGUCGGUGAACUGCAGGUCGUCCGCCGACGUGCCGCCUCUCAAGAAGCAACUCUCUGUGGCUGUGCCCAAGGACUCGCAUCAGACAUCGAGAAGUAGUGAACAUUCUUUUACCGCAAGCAACGCGCCAAAGUUCGCGUCUUCUUCUCAGCCAGUAGUCAGCGGAUCGGAUCAACAGGUUGUUCAGGAGGACCACGCCCAAAUCGAAACCGAAGUCAAGGACGAUGUCAGUGCGGAGAGCCGGCGAGACUCGCAUUCCCUGAGGCCAUCUGUGAGCGGAGGACGCAAAGCUCAGCUUCGCGAAGUGCGGCUACCGGACCGGGGCACACCCGCCCUGCAGCUACUCACCUCCGAAGGUGUAACGCUCGCCGUUGCUCCUGCUGCCAGCCGCAACACUUCUCCCACGGACACCAGGGGAGGAGGCGCGACUGGGUCGGACAGCGUGGUCGACAUGGUGCCUCAGCUGAGCAAGCCCGUCGACCGGAGGGCGCAGCAGGACAAGCUUCUCGACAGAGCUCCCGAGAAGCUACUCGAAUCGAGAGUGGCUAACAACAAUAACAACACCAUUAACAAUAACAGCAACAACAAUAACAAUGCGGGCGGCAGUCCCGUCACCGCUGCCGUGACGCAGCACGGCCGGAGAUCCGAAGUCAUCACGGCGCUUUCGGGCCACAAAGAAUCACUCCAGUGCAUCUGGCGCUGCAGGCCAGGAGCGGACACCACGAAAGGAGUCAAGACAGAGGCAACAGCCCGCUAG